Dermatophagoides pteronyssinus (European house dust mite) is the source of this 1732-nucleotide messenger RNA. Its product is annotated as S-phase kinase-associated protein 2-like. The record is from RefSeq and is a predicted model, not a curated record. Gene Ontology annotation, biological process: positive regulation of protein ubiquitination. Gene Ontology annotation, molecular function: protein binding. NCBI's taxonomy places the organism in Eukaryota, Metazoa, Arthropoda, Arachnida, Sarcoptiformes, Pyroglyphidae.
UUAGACAUAGUAGAGUGUUCAUCAUCUUCAUUCUGUGAAGAAUAGCAUUCUUAUAAUUGUUUUUAUUAGCGUCCUUUAACCCAAAGAAUGUGGGCCGUAACUCAAGAUGUAUCAUCAGCCGCUUUGGCAAAUAUUAAGGAAUCAAAUCAUAACCAAAGUGUUCAAUUUGGGCAAUUCGCUUCGUCAUUAGAUCGAUUGCCUGAUAAAAUUGUUUUGAAAAUAUUCACAUAUUUACCACAUCGUGAGAUUGGCCGUGUAGCUAGAGUUUGUCGUAAAUGGCGAAUGAUAGCUUGCGAUUCACGAUUAUGGACUCAUGUUUCACUUCGACCUGAAGUUUCAGGAUUACAUGUGACAAGUUUGGAAACAUUAUUGACAUUGAUUUCUAUGCGUUUCGGGCCAUCUUUACGAUACAUUGAAUUGCCUAUCGAAUUGAUCACUCAUACAGUUCUUCAUGAAUUGGCAAAUAAAUGUAUCAAUCUAUCUAGUAUGCUAUUGGAUUUUUCAACAGCUAUGCAAUUGCACGAUUUCAAUGAUUUGCAUUCGUUUCCAACAAAAUUACGGACAAUGUGUAUCUGUUUGUCCGAAGUUAUUUUCAUGGAAGGUUUUAUGAGAAAAAUUUAUAAUUUCAUCAAUGGUCUAGAGGUUUUACAUUUAAUCGGUACUUAUGAAAAAGCUGUCGAAGAUGAAGAAGAAGAAAUCUAUGAAGUUGUCAACAUCCAUAAGCUCAAAAGUGCUGUACCAAAUUUGCGUGUUGUAAAUUUAUUUGGCAUCAAUUUUGUCGAUGAUAGCCAUGUUGAAUCCUUGAGUAGCAAUUGUAUUCAGCUAGAAUGUUUAGCAUUGAAUUUUUGCGUCAAAUUCACGGGCAGUGUUUUAAAGACUCUUUUCAAUCGUUGUAAACGGUUGCGAUGUCUGUUGAUGCAACAUACAAACCUCCAAGAUGAACACAUGAUGAAUGUGGAAUGGGAAAAAACAUGUUUAGCAGAACUGGAUAUAACAGCUACUGAAUUAUCAUCCGAAUGUUUAAUUAAUGUACUUUGUCGGAUACCAUCGUUACGAUAUUUGAGCGCCGGUCAACAAGAUUGUUUUACCGACAUUGUUCUCAAAGAAUUCAUUGAAAAUGGCAAUUCAAAAUCAUUGAUUGCUUUGGACUUGGAUCGCAAUGAAAAUCUUUCUGAAGAUAUAUUAAUGAAAUUCCUCAAAAAUCAAGCUUCAAAUCUGCGUGGUCUUCAAUUAUCUGGUAUACCGCAUUUGACUGAACAAUUCUGGACUGUUAUUAUUCCAGCAUUGAAGAAUAUUCGAAUAUUAGUGGUUGGAAUGCCCGAAGGAUGCUGUCAAAAAAUACAUCAAAAAAUUCAUAUUGAUUCAUUGAUCGAUUCGAUUGCUAAUAAUUGCGCAAACAUUGAACGUUUGGAAAUUCGUUGGGAUCCGGAAACACUUCGUUUCUCUGAUCGAAGUAACAAAGCUGUCGAUUCCAUACGACUAAAAUGUUUGCGAUUACGCUGCUGGUGUCUUAGUGAUGGAAAAUAUUUUGAAAUGGUUAAAAGUAAUUUUGAACGUGCCGAUAGAGCUAAAGUGGUUCGUUCCACAACCAAUUGUCGUGUUACAUUAGUUUAUUUGUUAAGCCAUUACAGAGAUCUUAUCUUCAAUUGAUGAGCAAAAUUAUUUAAAAAUUCCAGACCCCGAGGAAAAAAAGUUAUCAAAAUUAUCAAAACAUAAUUGAUCGCUAAUCAUU